Myotis davidii is the source of this 1101-nucleotide messenger RNA. RefSeq names its product acyl-CoA binding domain containing 6 (gene ACBD6). Gene Ontology annotation, molecular function: fatty-acyl-CoA binding; protein binding. The transcript is spliced from 8 exons. Bases 131 to 979 code for a protein of 282 amino acids. NCBI's taxonomy places the organism in Eukaryota, Metazoa, Chordata, Mammalia, Chiroptera, Vespertilionidae. The record is from RefSeq and is a predicted model, not a curated record.
AGAGUGAGGGGCGGGAGCGCGGAGGAAGUGAGCUGGGGUCCGACGCCAGCGCGGGCUCCGGACGCGGACUGGGCGGCCAGGCCCCCCGAGCCGGGCGUGACUCCCGACCGAGAGAGGACCGAGCGGACACAUGGCCUCUCCAUUCUUGUCCGCGGGGACCACCACGGGCGACAGCGGCGGAGAGCUGAGCUCGGGGGACGACUCCGGUGAUGUGGAGUCCGUCCCGAGCCCCGAGAGCGGGGCGUCGCGGAGCCUGGCCGAGCUGUUUGAGGAGGCGGCCGCGCACCUGCAGAGCGUGGUUCACGUGGCCAGCAGGGAGCAGCUCCUGUACCUGUACGCCAGGUACAAGCAGGUCAAAGUUGGAAAUUGCAAUACUCCGAAACCAGGCUUCUUUGAUUUUGAAGGAAAGCAAAAAUGGGAAGCAUGGAAAGCACUUGGUGAUUCCAGCCCGAGCCAAGCAAUGCAGGAGUAUAUUGCAGCAGUUAAAAAAUUAGAUCCAGGUUGGCAUACUCAGUUACCAGAGAAGAAAGGAAAAGAAGCAAAUACUGGUUUUGGCGGACCAGUUGUUAGUUCUCUGUAUCAUGAAGAAAUCAUCAGGGAAGAAGAUAAAAACAUAUUUGAUUACUGCAGAGAAAACAACAUUGACCAUAUAUCCAAAGUCAUCAAAUCAAAAAAUGUGGAUGUGAAUAUGAAAGAUGAAGAGGGCAGGGCUCUACUCCAUUGGGCAUGUGAUCGAGGACAUAAGGAACUAGUCACAGUCUUGCUACAAUACAGAGCUGAUAUUAACUCUCAGGACAAUGAAGGUCAAACAGCUCUACAUUAUGCUGCUGCUUGUGAGUUUCUGGACAUCGUGGAGCUGCUGCUCCAGUCCGGCGCGGACCCCACUCUGCGAGACCAGGAUGGCUGCCUGCCGGAGGAGGUGACAGGUUGCAAAGCUGUGUCUCUGGUGUUGCAGCAGCACACGGCUGGCAAGGCCUAAGCAGAGACUGGAAAGCUACAGUCUAACAGCAUAGGGCUUCAGUGAUGCAAGAAAACCAUACUUCUUUUACCACCUAUCUUUGGUGUACGUUGGCUAAUAAAAUCAGUUCUGAGGAACGGGGA